Molecule: messenger RNA, 6158 nt
Organism: Brassica rapa (field mustard)
Lineage: Eukaryota; Viridiplantae; Streptophyta; Magnoliopsida; Brassicales; Brassicaceae
Source: RefSeq, a predicted model, not a curated record
CUUGAAUGGGAACAUCAAAAUCUUGCCGAACAAAUUAACUUUUUGAUCAAUAUGUAAGCAUCUCGUUUUGGGCUUUAGGGAAUACAAUUUGGCAUGACAAAUAUCCUCAUUCCUCUGUUCAGUACUUACGCAUGCGAGUCUGACCAUCGACAUGUUCUGGAAAAUGUUGAGGUUGAGGUUGAUCAUGCGAGUCUGACCAUCAACAUCCUCAUAUCCUCAUGUGAGUCUGGCCAUCCAACAUAUUCAGUCCAAUCAAAAUGAAGAAAACAUUUAUAUUUGAUAAGUGUUGGUUAGAUAAUGAGGAUAUCAAGCGUAUUUUUACCGAUGGAUGGAAUUACACAUACCUUCCUCAAAACACCACGAUCAUAGAUCAAGUAUUCAGUUGUAGGAGGGCUUGAGUCAAUGAAUAUGAGAAUGUCCAGAACUCUGAAAAACAAGUGGAAGAGUUCAAGGAAAAGGUGGAUAACUUAUAUUCGAGUGAUUGAGUGGAUAUGCCACAACAGUGAACAUUGCGAAGGCUUUGAAAAUAUUGAUUAUGCUUUAAAUAUAGAGUAUGUUUAGGAAACAGGAGAGUCAGGUGCUCUGGCUCCGGUAAGGGGAUAGAAUUUCAAAAUUAUUUUUCACUAGUACUAAACAGGGACGAGCAAGGAAUCAGAUAAUCAUGUUAAUAUAUGAUGUUAGAAAUCAAAUAGAAUAUGAGGAAGGUUUAGUAUCCAUUGCUACUAAAUAUUUUAGAGAGAUUUUUGAUUCAUCAAAUCCAACAUGAAUAGCUGAAUCUCUAUCUAGUGUUAGCACAUUUAUUACUGUUGCUAUGAAUGAUGAGCUGACAAAACGAAUUUCAGAGUGGGAGGUUAAGUGAGUUAUAUUUGCAAUGCACCUAAAAAGGCACCCGGACCUGAUCGUAUAGCGCACUUUUUAUGAAAAAUUUUGGGAAAAUUUCAAAUGAGACCUGACCCAUAUGGGCAAUGAUUUUUUCAUGGAAUAAAUGCACCAAGACUUAAUUAGACGAACAUUCUUAUUAUCCCAAAGAUUGAUCAACCUCAAUAAAUGACACCAUUUUAGACUGAUCAGCAUGUGCAAUGUUAACUAAAAGAUUAUUUCAAAGCUCUUAUGCUAGCAUCUGAGGAAGAUCCUGCCUAACCUAAUCUCUGAAACUCAGGUGGCCUUUGUCCCUCGGAGGCAUAUUACAUAUAAUAUAUUGAUAUCUCAAGAGAUGUUCCAUGUGUUGCGAACGAAUCCAGGUCGACGUCAUAAGUGAAUGGCGAUAAAGACAGAAAUGAGAAAAACAUAUGAUAGGAUGGAGUGAGAUUUCAUUGAGCCGGUAAUGGAGAAGAUAGAUUUUCACAUAUGUGGAUCGUUGAAUUAUGAGAUGUAUUAAUUAUGUCAAGUACCAGUGUUUUUAAAUGGUCAACCCAUAGGGAAUAUUAUACUGAAGAGAGGAUUAUUUCAAGGAGACCCUUUGUUUUUUUUUUAAUCUUUAACUAGUGCACAGAAGAGCUCGUUAGCCUUCUAAAUCAUGCAGAAUUUUAGGGUAAGAUAACAGGAAUGCGUAUUGCACACACUAGUCUUCCAGUGUCUCACCUACUUUUCGCAGAUGAGUUUUCUUUUGUAAGGCAGAGCCCCUAAAAUAUGAUGAACUUAUAGAAGUUAUCUAAACUUAUGGCAAAGCAUUGGGUCAAUGCAUGAAUUUUGACAAAUCAUAUUUUCUCUUGGCAAACAAAUUUGUGGGACGAUGAAGGAGUCGAUAAAAACUGUUUUGGGUAUUCAUAAUGAAAGGGAAAUGGGCUCAUAUCUCAGCAUACAUGAGGAUAUCAGUGGAUCAAAAUGUAAGUUCUUAGCUUUCAUUAAGGAAGGACUACAUAAUAGAUUGGUUGGGUGGUCAGCGAAAUGGUUGUCUAAGAAUGAAAAGAAGGUCCUAAUAAAAUCAUUUGCUUUGGCUUUAUCCACUUAUGUUAUGCUGUGCUUUCUUCUUUCUUAGGAGAUUUCUGAGAAACUAGCUAGUGCCACUGCACGAUUCUGGUGGAGUUUGAAAGAAAACAUGGAAUGAGAUUCAAGGUGAUUCAUGAGUUUAAUCUAGAUUUUUUGGCUAAGAAACUUUGGAAAUUACUUUAGUUUCUAGAUGCGCCCUUGACUAGGGUGUUGAGAGGAAAAUACUUCAAAUUCAGAUCGCCUUUACGAGCUAAAUUGAGCGAUAACCCUUUUUAUGCUUGGACUAGUAUUGUAGCAUCGAAGGCCUUCCACUCAUUUGGUAUUAGAAAAAAUCUUCACUCUGGUUAUGAGAAAAAAGGAUGAGAGAAUCCAUGGAUUCCAACGAUCUCAGCUGGAAUCACUUGUGGUCCAAGACUAUAUUUACUCUAACCAAGAGUUUACUGGUAAGUCACGAUAGAAAACAUGAUGGGUAUUGCUAGAUUUAUACCAGACAUGGUUUCUACACAGUGAGAUAAUGGUGUUGGGUGGCUCACAAUGUGAUGGUAGAAGGAGUCUCAGAUAUAUGCACAGAGCCGAGUUUACGUGCGUUUCAGUCUUAUGUUUGGAAAAUUAAAGCGCUCCACACCAUGUGUCAUCUUAUUUGAAAGCUGACGAUUGGUCAUAUGGCAGUUACAGAGAACUUAACAUACAGAAAAAAAUGAGAUGUGACAAUCAUUGUCCCAGAUGUGAGGAAGAAGACGAGUCGAUAAACCAUGUAGUUUUUAAAUGUCCCACGGCAUUGCAAACUUGGGUUUUGUCGUCUACACCAUCAAAGCCAACAGCCUUGCCUUCAACAAAUGUUUAUACAAAUAUGAACUAUUUGUUUUGUAGAAAAAAAUUACUUUCAAAACUUAGAAGAUAACCAAGAUCCACAUUAGAAGCAUGCAUCAAAGCCACGUUUUUCUGAAAGAACUUGUUCGAUUAUUGAGGGAGAAUGACUUUUUCUUUCUAUUUGUAAUACAGAUGUUAAUUUAAAGACUAAUGAAAGUUGUGUUUACAAAAAACAUUGGUUCGAAAAUAACCUAUAAUUUUAAUUCUUGAAAAAUAGGAUUCACAUUUUACAAUGAGAAGAAACCGGUUUCAAAAUUUUUAAUUGCUGGAAUCACAAAACAAGAGAUAAUUUGUGUAGAUACAUACUAUGUGACAAUUUCAAGAGGACGAUUAGCUCGUACCCCAAAUUUAUACGGAUAAACAUUAUUAUAUACUAUAUAGUAGUACAAUAUUGGUAUGACGACCUAGUAUAAUUUGGGAAUUUUUUACUCUCUAAAACACUUUUUGUCUUUCAAUUUACACAAAAGGACACUUGUUGCUGGAGGCACAUUUCUUUAUUGUGUAAUGUCCUACAUGCCCUCAAAUUAACUAAAUUCUCUCCUCACUAACUAAGCUGUCACUUUCCAUAUUUUUAAAAAUAGUUCAACAAAUCAGUUUCUUUAUUUUCGAGUUUUCGGAAACCAUCAUUUAUUCUCUCUCUCGCUUUACUUUUUGAAAUUCAAAUCUAAUUUUCCCAAUUUCCCAGCCCCUUCGUUUACUAACCAUAAUUCUGCUAAAUCUUUUCUUCUUCAUCUUCAAUUUCUCUGUAAAACACCAUGAAUCCAGAAGGCUCACAGCGGUUGUGACUGUAUAAUCUCGUAUCUAUCUCUUCAUAUCUCAUCACCUUUCUCCUUCAUUCUCCGUCGCCCGAUUUCAAUACCUUUCUCCUUGAAACCCCUAACCUUUUUUAUAUUUUUUUCUUUUUUUAAUUGUUUGUGUUGUACUUUUUCAAUUGAAUCGAAUCUCUGAGAUUUUGUGGACAUGAGAGCUGACGAGCAGAUCCGAGAGCUCCGGUAUGGACAGGACAACGCGACGGCAACCAGGUCCGACUUCCGUUUUGGAGAGGACGACAGGACGGCCAACAGAUUCGAGAUCCGGUAUGGAGAGGACGCGACGACGAGCAGGUCCCACCUCCGUUGUGGAAAAGACGAUGACAAGCUCUCGUGCCUAUUAUGUUUUGUGAUUAUGUUUUCUGAUGUGUCUAUUAGAGAUUUUACGGAUGAUGUAAGCUCUUGCUUGUUGAUUAUAAACCCUUCCUCAUGAUUAAUAAAAUUGGCUUCAUCUGUUUAUUGAACAUGCUAUCUUUGUUUGGUUAAUUGGAUUUAGGAUAUGCUUUAAAUAUGUUUGGACUUUACAUGCUGGAACAUCUUCAGGCUCAGCUUGAAGCAGUCAUUAAGUCUUACAAGCUUCUAUCAAUUUGUUAAGGUCUCUUUUAAAGGCGUCGAAUCAGGGACUGGUUCUUUGAACUUUGUAUGAUUUGUCUACAAACUUUGUCCACAAAAAUCUUGUCCACAAAAUUUUAUACAUAAAAUUUGUAAGAUUGAGAUUUUUGUCCAUAAAAUCUUGUCUAUAAAAUUUUGUACACUAAAUGUCUCUGCCAUUCAGUGGAUAUUUUGAAUUUAUCCAUCAAAAAUGUAUCUACAAAAUACCAAAAAGCUAUCCACAAAUACAUGUCCAUGACUAUUUUAAAUGUGUCCAUCAACAAUGUAUCCACAAAAGUGUGUCCACAGGUAUCAAAAUAGACAGUAUGUAAUUUAAAUUUAAUUUUGAUAAAUAUUAAAAUACAUAUAUAUACAUAUGGAUAUCAAAAUAUAAAGAAAAUUUUUAAUAAUUUAUUUUAUGUUUUUAUAUAUUUAUUUAUACAGUAUGAUAUAAAAUAAUGACACAUAUAAUAUGUUGGGAAAUUUAAAAAGUUAUUUUUAGUAUAAAAUACUCUUUUGCUACAUAUAAAAAGAGUCAAAGUAUAUACACUCUCUCUUUUAAGGAAACACGUUGCUCAUCUUUUGGUCCCCACAAAGCUGACACUAAUUUUAUAUAAUAAAACUAACUCAUCACUAACCAAAGCAAAAGGGUAUAUGAGUCAAAACACAUAGGAAUGGAAAGGAAGAAAUGUCCCUCAAGUGAGAUGUGUUAAUGAAGUAAAAAAAGAGAAAAAAAUGUCUCAUUCCGUAAGUCUCUCAUAAUUUGGAUAACCGCCUACCAAAUUGAAUAUAUGGUACCAUAGGGAGGUUAGUUAUGGUCUUAUGGACGUAUAGUCUUAGUAUAUAUUUAAAUAAGCCUUGGCCACUAGUGGUGGCUACAUUUUAAAAUGCUAUGAUAAACCUUAAGUUUAGAAAUGUAUUGCCGUCGACCGACCUUUUCAAGAAUUAGUAAAUAAAAAUUUCAUAGACUUUAUUAAGAAAAUAUAAUCUCCCGAGUAUUUCAAAGUUUCACACACUAAUCAAAUCUUUAACCUAUUACAUAUCUAGUUAAUCUUUACUCUUACUCAACGUAUAUAAAUAGCGCUGCAUGCUUUACGGGAUUCAUCAAGUUAAAAAGAGAAGACAAUGGGGAACAUUAUCAUGGUGAGGAGAAAGAAGGCGACAGUAAUGAAGAUCGACGGCGAUACUUUCCGGCUCCAAACUCCGGCCCGAGUGAGCGACGCCACCAAAGAAUAUCCUGGCUUCGUGCUGUUUGACUCCGAGUCCGUGAAAAGAUAUGGAGUUCGCGUCAAGCCGCUUGAGCCGAACCAUAUCUUAGCGCCUAAUAAAACUUAUUUUCUAGUGGAGCUGCCUAACCUUGCGAAUAGGAAUAAGCUUCCGUUCCGAAGAGUUAUGUCCGGUAUACAUGUUAGCGCCAAGGAGCGUCUGGAAAUGCUAAUGCUUUCCCGGAGGGCCGUCUCUGACGUGGCUUUAGCAAGAUCUGACGGCGGAAAUGGGAUUGGGUCUGGACAGACGAGGGUGAGCCUGAAGCUGCCUCGGUCUCAGAUCAUGAAGUUAAUGGGAGAGAGCCACGAUGCAUCUGAAGUCACGGAGAGGAUCAUUGCUCUCUACCGAGAGAGUUCCGGCGAGAUACAAGGCGGCCGAGAUAGCAAUGAUAUUUGUUGGGAACUUGGAGCUGGAGUUUUGAAGAACAAUAAUUACAAGGCCCGAGAGAAGCAUGUGAGCUUCGCGGAGAACGGAGGGAAAGGUGAAAUUGUUGUUUUAUAGAGGAAAACGCUAGAGAAGCCAUCCAUUAUUAUCAAGAUUUUAUACUUUCUUACUUACCUGCAUGCAUUUGUUAAUUAGCACUCACAUUUGUUUUCCAAUGUUAAAUUUUCAUCUCCAAAGAGAAAUGUCAUAGAGAAUAUUUUCAGUGGAGACAUUAACUUCUUUGUCUGGUAGUGAAUGAAUCAAAACUUU